AUGGACUUCAUCCGCCUCUUGGUGCUGAACAUUUUUCUCCUUCGCACCUGCUCGGCUUCACCGCCGAACUUCGUCCUCCUCUUCGCAGACGAUCUGGGUUUCGGGGACCUGGGUUGUUAUGGACACCCCAGCUCACUCACUCCGAACCUGGACCGCCUGGCAGCAGGAGGACUCCGGUUUACAGAUUUCUACUGCACCAGCCCGGUGUGCAGCCCGUCCAGGGCGUCUUUGUUGACGGGGCGCUACCAGACCCGUUCAGGUAUCUACCCAGGAGUGUUGUACCCAGGCUCUAUAGGCGGUCUUCCUCUGAAUGAAACCACUAUUGCUGAAGUGUUGAAACCUCUGGGCUAUGCUACUGCUGCCAUAGGGAAGUGGCACUUAGGAUUUGGGGCCAAAGGGAUGUUUCUUCCAACCAAGCAGGGGUUUGACCAGUACCUGGGGAUCCCCUACUCACAUGACAUGGGCCCCUGUCGGAACCUGACGUGUUUCCCUCCAGAUGUUAAGUGUUUUGGAUUGUGCGAUGUUGGCACUGUAACUGUCCCACUAAUGCACAAUGAGGUCAUCAAACAGCAGCCAGUCAACUUCCUCGAUCUGGAAAGGGCUUACAGUGACUUUGCAACCAACUUCAUUACCACAUCAGCCAAGAAAAAACAACCUUUCUUCCUCUACUAUCCCUCACAUCACACCCACUACCCGCAGUAUGCAGGUCCAGGGGCAGCUGGGCGGUCUUUAAGGGGCCCGUUUGGAGAUGCUUUGUUGGAGUUUGACAACACAAUAGGAAAUCUACUGACAACCCUGGAGAAGACAGGAGUGAUCAACAACACACUGGUCUUCUUCACAUCAGACAAUGGGCCUGAACUGAUGAGAAUGUCCCGUGGAGGAAAUGCUGGCCCUCUGAAAUGUGGAAAAGGUACCACAUAUGAGGGAGGCAUGAGAGAGCCAGCCAUCGCCUUCUGGCCAGGGACCAUCAGGCCAGGUGUGACUCAUGAGAUCGGAAGCAUUCUAGAUAUCCUUCCCACCAUCGCAAGUCUGGCAGGAGCCAAACUUCCCCAGGUGAUGCUGGACGGGGUCGAUAUGACAGAAAUCCUUGUCAACCAAGGAAAGAGUAAAAGGGAGACCAUGAUGUUCUACCCCACAGAUCCAAAUGAGAUGUAUGGCCUGUUUGCACUCAGAUUAGGGAAGUACAAGGCCCACUUCUACACACGAGGUGCAACACACAGCGGUACUACUCCAGACCAAGACUGCCCAGUAUUUGCAUUCCUCAAGGCCCACAACCCCCCUCUUAUUUUCAACCUGGAGGCUGACCCCUCAGAGCACUACCCUCUCCCUCUGGUGGGAAGACCCGACCUCCAAGCCGUGCUGGAGAGGAUCAUGAAAGUCAAGGAGCAGUUUGAAGCCUCCAUGGUGUUUGGAGAGAGCCAGAUAUCGAAAGGAACAGACCCGAACUUGGAACCUUGCUGCAAUCCUGAAUGUAGCCCCAAGCCCAGCUGCUGCCACUGUUAAUGGGGCAGCUACUAAUGAUGACAAUGUUGGGAAUGCUGGAGGUACUGCACUGACUUUUCCUCAAGAAAGAACAAAGAUUUAAUUAAAUGAUGAUGCAUAGCUACGUGCUUGUGGAGAGCUACACUUUAAUUACUGUUCAUACUGAAAAGUAAUAUUGCAAACAAUCUGUUUCCUCAGUGAGGAGAUGAUUUUCUUAACAGUGACUACAUUUAUAACUAAUGUAUAACAAUGUACUGUGUAUUUCCUGACUUGUUCUAGCCUAUUUGACUUCAUGUUUUAUUAUUGGACUUACCUUUCCACCUCAACAUUCCUUAAAAUCAUAACAUUUGGAAUAAUACUGUAUGGAUUCCUAUGUGAAAAUGCUUUGCAACAUACAUCAAGUACACAAAAAAUCUGAACAAUAAAGACAACAAUAAAGGUUUCGGACAUCAA
Molecule: messenger RNA, 1935 nt
Organism: Morone saxatilis (striped sea-bass)
Lineage: Eukaryota; Metazoa; Chordata; Actinopteri; Moronidae
Gene: arsa
Product: arylsulfatase A
Exons: 8
Coding region: 1-1503 (500 amino acids)
Molecular function (GO): arylsulfatase activity
Source: RefSeq, a predicted model, not a curated record